Momordica charantia (bitter melon) is the source of this 3522-nucleotide messenger RNA. RefSeq names its product phototropin 1 (gene PHOT1). Gene Ontology annotation, cellular component: nucleus. Gene Ontology annotation, molecular function: ATP binding; protein kinase activity. The record is from RefSeq and is a predicted model, not a curated record. Lineage: Eukaryota; Viridiplantae; Streptophyta; Magnoliopsida; Cucurbitales; Cucurbitaceae. Gene Ontology annotation, biological process: protein phosphorylation.
UUUGGUUUUGUGAUGUUCAUGCAGAGAGAGAGAUCUUAUGGAGCCGUUGGAUAAAGCUCAGCCCAAAUCCUCCCCUCUCGCGCCAUUUCCUAGGGAUUCUCGGGGCUCGCUCGAGGUUUUCAAUCCCUCCUCCACGUACUCCUCCCGCUCCAUCAAUUCGAUUCCGCGGCCGAAUCCUGCGUGGCCCAAUUGGGUGGAGCCUGCGCGUACCAGCUCCGAAUCGGACUCGUCCCGCCUCGCAGCCAAACCGGCCGCCGGAAAAACCGCCGAUGAGAUUACAUCAUGGAUGGCCUUCAAGGACGCCAACCCUUCCCAGCCGUCGUCGCCGCUCGCUCAGAAGACUAUCUCCGCGAUUCUCAGCGAAAAAUCUCCGGCCGUGAGGGCGCAAUCGCCGGACGAAGUCGGUUCCGCCGCCCAACGCGCCGCCGAGUGGGGACUGGUGCUGAAAACCGACACGGAGACUGGGAAGCCUCAGGGCGUCGGAGUUCGAACUUCCGGAGGCGAUGAACCUAACGCCAAACAGGAGAAUUCGAGAAGAACUUCGAAUAACUCGGUGCGGAGUUCGGGCGACAUGUCGGACGACGGGGCGCGAGAGCGGGGGAUUCCGAGAGUGUCCGAGGACUUGAAGGACGCUCUGUCGACAUUUCAGCAAACAUUUGUGGUUUCGGAUGCAACGAAACCGGAUUAUCCGAUUAUGUAUGCUAGUGCCGGAUUCUUCAAGAUGACGGGCUAUACAUCCAAGGAGGUUAUUGGAAGAAAUUGUCGGUUUUUACAGGGUGCAGAUACAGACCCAGAAGACGUGGCCAAGAUCCGAGAGGCUUUACAGGCGGGGACGAGUUACUGUGGGAGGUUGUUGAAUUAUAAGAAAGAUGGGACCCCGUAUUGGAACCUACUUACUAUUUCACCUAUCAAAGAUGAUGACGGGAAAGUUCUCAAGUUUAUUGGAAUGCAAGUGGAGGUGAGCAAACACACAGAGGGCUUCAAAGAUAAGAUGGUCCGUCCCAAUGGCUUGCCAGAAUCCUUGAUUCGUUAUGAUGCCCGGCAAAAAGAGAUGGCUACCAGUUCAGUAACGGAACUCGUGCAGGCGGUGAAAAGGCCUCGGUCUCUAAGCGAAUCCAGGCCUCGAGCUCUAAGUGAAUCUAUGAGCCGCCGGUUAGUUAGAAAAUCCGGCGGCGACGACCUUAGAGUUGAAGCUGCUGCCAUGGUUAGGCGAAAGUCAGAGAGCGCCGCAGCUCCGACUGGACGAAACUCACAUGGGAGAAGUAGAAGGUCGAUGCAGCGUAUAAGUGAGCUGCCGGAGAAGAAACCCAAGAAAUUCGGCCGUCGUUCAUUUAUGGGGAUUAAGAGGAAAAGUCGGUCAAAUGUUGAAAGCUUUGACAUUGACAUUGAAGAUGGCUCAGACGACGAUGAUGAGACAGAUGACGAUGAGAGGCCAGAUAGCGUUGAUGACAAAGUAAGGCAGAGAGAAAUGAGGAAGGGUAUUGAUUUAGCUACUACCCUCGAACGUAUAGAGAAAAACUUUGUCAUUACUGAUCCCCGAUUGCCUGACAAUCCCAUUAUAUUUGCUUCUGAUAGCUUCCUGGAACUAACCGAGUAUAGUAGAGAAGAAAUCUUGGGAAGAAAUUGCAGGUUUCUGCAAGGACCUGAAACCGAUCGAGCCACCGUAAGGAAAAUAAGAGAUGCAAUCGACAACCAAACGGAAGUUACAGUGCAACUUAUUAACUACACGAAAACUGGUAAGAAGUUUUGGAACCUGUUUCAUCUACAGCCUAUGCGUGAUCAGAAGGGAGAAGUCCAGUAUUUUAUUGGAGUACAACUCGAUGGCAGUCAGCAUGUGGAACCGCUAAGCAAUUGCAUACCGCAAGAUACUGCAGAAGAGGGUGUAAAAUUGAUAAAAGAAACUGCAGAAAAUGUUGAUUUGGCGGCUAGAGAACUUCCCGACGCCAAUUUGACACCAGAAGAUUUAUGGGCAAAUCAUUCCAAGGUGGUCCAACCAAAGCCUCACAGAAAGGAUAGUCCUUCUUGGAAGGCUAUCCAGAAGAUUUUGGACAGCGGAGAACCAAUAGGACUGAAACAUUUCAGGCCAGUUAAACCUUUGGGAUCAGGUGAUACUGGCAGCGUGCAUUUGGUUGAACUGUGCGGGACAGAUCAGUAUUUUGCAAUGAAGGCAAUGGAUAAGGGUGUUAUGCUUAACCGCAACAAGGUGCAUAGAGCUUGCGCAGAGAGAGAAAUACUUGACAUGUUGGAUCAUCCUUUUCUUCCUGCAUUAUAUGCUUCAUUUCAGACAAAAACACAUGUUUGUCUUAUAACUGAUUACUGCCCUGGUGGGGAACUCUUUCUGCUUUUGGACAGACAACCUACAAAGGUCAUAAAAGAAGAUGCUGUAAGGUUUUAUGCUGCUGAAGUUGUCGUGGCAUUAGAGUAUCUUCAUUGUCAAGGGAUAAUUUACCGGGAUUUGAAGCCCGAAAAUGUUCUACUACAGAGCAAUGGACAUGUUGCCUUGACAGAUUUUGACUUGUCAUGUUUGACUUCUUGCAAACCUCAGCUUUUGCUUCCAACCACAAAUGAGAAGAAAAAGCAAUCAAAAUCUCAACAGGCUCCAAUCUUUAUGGCUGAACCCAUGCGAGCAUCCAACUCAUUCGUUGGUACUGAAGAGUACAUAGCACCGGAACAAGGGAUGAUACACAUUGAUCUGUUCUCCUUUGCAUGUUUUGUGUUACUGGUAGAUCGAGUUGUCGUUGUCUUUGUCGACGUCCAGUGGUUGCAAAUUUUUUUGCAGGAAAUCAUAACUGGGGCAGGCCAUACUAGUGCUGUGGACUGGUGGGCUUUGGGCAUCCUUAUCUAUGAGAUGCUCUAUGGAUACACUCCCUUUAGGGGGAAGACAAGGCAAAAAACUUUCGCCAACAUUCUUCAUAAGGAUCUUAAAUUCCCAAAGAGUAUAUCGGCUAGUCUUAGUACGAAGCAGUUAAUUUUCAGGUUGUUGCAUAGAGACCCCAAAAACCGAUUGGGUUCUCAAGAAGGAGCAAACGAAAUCAAACAACAUCCUUUCUUCCGAGGAGUCAAUUGGGCGCUCGUUCGUUGCAUGAGUCCGCCCGAGCUUGCAGCUCCUCUUUUCGAGACAACAGAUGCUGAAAAAGAUGCUAUUAAAAGUAAAACUUCAGAUUUUGAUCUAAAAGAUCUUGAACUCAGUGUUUUCUGAGAAGUUUCCUCCUUAAUUAUGGCUUGCGUUCUUCCAAAGGAAUGGCUCUCUUCAAAUAAUUAUUUUAUGGUCUGAUUUGUUCUGAUCAAUUUCACCUUCCUAGUUCUGCAGCAUUUUGGAGCGUUUGGUCGCUUUAGCUUGUGAAUUUUUUUUAGGCUUCAAAAGCGGCUUUCUUUUUCUUCAGUGUUUUAUUUAAUCUUUCCCAAUAAUGUAAUAAGAAUGUGUUGUAAUGUAAUGGUGGUUGGUGAAAUAAUCUCUUGGUCUGCUUCAUUUGUAAUAAUUUGUAAUUGUUUUGUUCAGUCUUGAGCUUUCAUUUUUGUGUA